Messenger RNA from Linum tenue, 596 nucleotides. Lineage: Eukaryota; Viridiplantae; Streptophyta; Magnoliopsida; Malpighiales; Linaceae. The record is from the annotation of a GenBank genome assembly.
UAUCAUUUGACGCAGCACUCACUUUCAGGCAGCUCAUCAGUGUUUGGGCUGAUUCAUUUGGCGCAGGAAGUUCAGUCGGUUGACUCUGAUCGAUAGCAACAUCAGUACGUAGAGACUACAAGAAAAUUAAUAUUUUCUAUAUUUAUUUUCUUUUCUAAUAAUAAUAAUAAACGAAAAAAAUAAAAUCCCAAUUUAUCCCCUCCCCUCUCACCCGAAACCUAUCCCCUUCUCCGACGAGCUGCCGCCGCCAUUGGAGGAAGAAAAAUCAGAGCGGUAGAGGAAAACGAUCCAUCCCGAGUGGGUGAGAUCUAAGGCCAACCCUAGUGGGCGAAGUGGGGAUUUGAUUGCUUUGCAUGCAUCUGAUGUUCGGAGGUCAAGUGGUAUCAUCGUCUGGCAAUCGUCCGCAUUUGAGGAAGUCUGCUAGCCGACCUCUUGUCUUCGAUCUUGGGAGUGAUGCGAGGGUGCCCGUCGCUGCAAGUUUUCUUCCUCUUAUGGCGGCGGCAGCUCGUCGGAGAAGGGGUUUCGAGGAAGAAGGGGAUAGGUUUCGGGGAAGAAGGGGGUUAGGAAAUGGGAAUAAAUUGGAUAUUUUUGUUUAU